This is a messenger RNA of Drosophila innubila, 1082 nucleotides long. It is a transcript of the gene Blos4, whose product is annotated as biogenesis of lysosome-related organelles complex 1 subunit 4. The record is from RefSeq and is a predicted model, not a curated record. The transcript is spliced from 3 exons. Gene Ontology annotation, cellular component: BLOC-1 complex. Lineage: Eukaryota; Metazoa; Arthropoda; Insecta; Diptera; Drosophilidae. Bases 74 to 568 code for a protein of 164 amino acids.
AGAUUUCAUCUUUUAUCGACUUUAGCUUGUUGAUAUUCUGUUGUAUUUUCAUUUUGGCAACAGCUGAUUAAAAAUGGUUGAGCAGAGUGGAAAGGAUUAUGCUAAAAUCAUACAAACUGUUGAUUUGGACAAAGAGGUUAAUCCGAUUUGCAAUAACAUAGACGACAUGCUCGCCCGACUUGACGAGUUCGAAACGGUGUUAGCCUCCGUGCGUGCCGAAUCCAACAGCAUUAUGGCCAAUCACGUGUGCAGCAUUCUCAGUUUCAGUGAUAACUUUGGAGAGCUUCGAAAGCGCAUUGACAACCUGGAGCAGUUUGUGGCCAAAGUAAAUGAGAACCUAAACGAAGUGGAGAGCUCUGUGGAUGUGGCCGAGCAGGAGCUCAAUGUCACGGAAUACAGUCUAAAAGGUCUGCUACUGAAACCAUUAAGGGCCAAAUUAUCUGCCGCGGACUCACUUUUAACGCCGCCAAAAAGUAAUCUAAUUGAGGGCGAAUUUCAAGCGGUGCCAAUCUACAAGUCUGACGAAUUCUUUGGCACCUCAGAUGCAUGUGUCAGCACAUCUUCUUAGCUCUUAAAUAAUUGUUUACUAUACUAUUAGCGAGUAAUUAGCGAAACUGUUUAUGUGAUUCAAAUUUGACACUUAAAGAUUCUUAUUUAUUUGCAAUUGUUACAAUUUUGUCACAGGGCGAAAAAUAAUUUUAUUUGAAAGAAGAUUAUACAAACGACUAAGAGUAGCUUACUUAGUACUCUUUAGAUAACCAACAACUUAUCCGUCUGGGGUACCUCUGAAGAAUACGUUAAAAUGUAGACCACCGAAAUUGACAUUGUGCCCGCCACCGCGAGGCGCUCUUUGGACGUGAGUAACAACGCACAAGGUCAAUAAGAUCCACUGUAAAUUAAAGGAGUGAGGAAGUCCCUAAGCUAUGGCCUGCUAAGACAAUUAAGCGAGGGACUUACUAAUAUUUUCAUUUUUUCAAAGUUGACUUCAAAGAAAUUUUCAGUAAACUGUUUGAAUCGUUUUUCCGUGUAGCGUUUUAUAUGAUUCGUUCAAUAGUGUAUAAUAAUCUACAUUUGAUACGCCA